This is a messenger RNA of Suillus plorans, 1348 nucleotides long. RefSeq names its product D123-domain-containing protein. The record is from RefSeq and is a predicted model, not a curated record. The transcript has 4 exons. The coding region runs from base 118 to 1176 and encodes 352 amino acids. NCBI's taxonomy places the organism in Eukaryota, Fungi, Basidiomycota, Agaricomycetes, Boletales, Suillaceae. Gene Ontology annotation, cellular component: cytoplasm.
UGAGAAGCGACCGGUUAAGCGCAGAUAAUAAAUGUGCAGUUAUAAUACCAUAAUCUUUGUCCUUGAUCAAGGAGGAGCACUAGCAACUGCAGCUCCUUGAUAGUAACCUAGACCGGCAUGUCAUCACAUAGUAGCAUCUUUCCUCUACAAACACCAGAUUAUCUACUUUCCUUCCAAUUUUCAUCAUGGUAUCCGACAUUUUCCUCCAUUAGCAUCAAAAGCACCAUCAUCCGUCCCCUGAGUCAAGCAUUUAAGGAAUACCUCGACUCGGACGGCAUUUUCGUACCAGAAGGCUCGGAAAACGCGUCAGUUGACGACAAUCACCAUCCGUUUCAGUCCUACUCACUUCCCACUGCCAGUCCCGCAGAAAGCUCUCCUUUGGACCAAGAGGAUGAGGACGACGCCGCAGUUGGGCAAUCCUUCUCCUUCCCCGAUCUAGAUGAGCGGAUAAGACAAAUCAUCAAAGAAUACGGCGCCAUCUUCCCCAAGCUCAAUUUUUCUUCACCAAAGGACGCAUCAUGGGUGCUUCCACCAUCCUCGCCUCUCAAAUGCACAUCUCCAUCAGACGUCUACAUCUUGCUGAAAUCCUCGGAUUUCAUAUCGCACGACCUCAGUAUCGACACGGUCUUCGAGGGAUGCCAAUGCGAUCCCUCGAAUCCGCCAUCAUACCAACUCGAGCUUGUCUUGAGGAAAUGGUAUCCUAUAGACCGGAGUCGCGAGUUCAGGUGUUUCGUUCGUGAAGGCCGUCUUAUAGGGAUAUCACAACGCGAUACGAAUUUCUAUGACUUCAUGAACGAGCCGCAAACACAAAACAAGAUCUUAGAGACGCUUCAGCGUUUUUGGGAGGACAAGAUCAAGUCCGAAUGGCAUGGACAACAAGACUACGUUUUCGAUGUGCUGAUGACGCGUGAUCUGUCUCGGGUACAUGUCCUAGACUUCAACCCAUAUGCACCCCGAACGGAUCCCCUGCUAUUCACGUACGAAGAGCUCUUGUUGGUCUUCACGCAAGGGUCGAGCAUACCCGAGCUGCGUAUCAUCGACUCGCCUUUACAUCCGGUCGCAUCGCGUAACGCACCGGCUCACCAACACAACAUGCUGCCAAUGGAAGCCCUCGCGCUGAGUAGUGGUCGGGACAUUAACGACUUCUCGGAUUUGUGGAAGAAUGAGAUUCAGUAGUCCAUGAAUGACGUCGAUUUUUGAAAGAUGGAACGGAUUUAUUCUAUUCACGUACGGAGAUCUUGAUCAGACUUCGUAUCAUCUAGCCACCCCUACAUUCAGCCACAGCACGCAACACGCUGCCAAUUGAAGUCCUUGCGCUAACUAGCGGUCAAGAGUCAAGACAUCAACA